AUGACACCUCAUGUUUCCACCAACAGUGGGGCAACUAGCGGCGGUCGUGGAAGAGGCCGUGGUGAAAACGAAGACUCUGGUCAAGGUCGUGGUAUUGGUCGAGGAACUGGACGGAGUGGAGGUCGUGGUAUUGGUCGUGGCACUGGGCCUGAGGUUGGAGGUCGAGGUAUUGGUCGUGGCAUUGGUUGUGGUGCAGGCCGCGGUGGCGGCCGAGGUAGGGGUCGUGGACACGGUCAUCGUGGAACUGAAAAUGAAACUACUAAUGAGCAAGCUGGCAUGCAACCAGACCCAGCCAUGGUUGCCAUGAUUACCCAAUUGGUUAAUACUAUACUUGCACAAAAUGCUCAAGAUGCGAAAAACGCAGAGAAUGAAGAUGCUCAGUAUGAGGAUGCUCAGUAUGAGGAUGCUUAG
Messenger RNA from Erigeron canadensis, 411 nucleotides. Its product is annotated as keratin, type II cytoskeletal 1-like. Lineage: Eukaryota; Viridiplantae; Streptophyta; Magnoliopsida; Asterales; Asteraceae. The record is from RefSeq and is a predicted model, not a curated record. The coding region runs from base 1 to 411 and encodes 136 amino acids. The transcript is spliced from 2 exons.